Molecule: messenger RNA, 5726 nt
Organism: Peromyscus maniculatus bairdii (prairie deer mouse)
Lineage: Eukaryota; Metazoa; Chordata; Mammalia; Rodentia; Cricetidae
Source: RefSeq, a predicted model, not a curated record
AUGGCCUCCAGUUCCUGCCCGCCGUCCCCGCUCCUCGUGCGGCUGCCGGAGGCCAUCCCCAGGGCGCACAGGAAGCUAGAGAAAUACUUCCAGAGCCGGGCCUCCGGAGGCGGGGAGUGCUCUGUCCAGCCCGUGGGUCCCAGCGCCCCCGACACCUUCGAGGUGAAGUUCCUACAAAGGGCAGCUAAGGAGAGAGUACUGGAACAGGAAGAGCACCAGAUGUCAAUUGAUGGCAAACCCGUGCCCAUUUUCCUGGAGACCAUUAAAAAGCCAGUAGAUGACCCAAGCUCCAGACGCCCGUCUUUGACACAGUCGUCAGCUGAGAUAGAAAGUUCCAGACCUCCAUCUUCGACACAGUCGUCGGCUGAGACAGAAAGUUCCAGACCUCCAUCCUUGACACAAUCGUCAGCUGAGAUAGAAAGCUCCAGACCUCCAUCUUUGACACAGUCGUCAGCUGAGACAGAAAGCUCCAGACCCCCGUCUUUGACACAGUCAUCAGCUGAGACAGAAAGUUCCAGACCUCCAUCCUUGACACAGUCGUCAGCUGAGACAGAAAGUUCCAGACCUCCAUCCUUGACACACAACUUCAUGGAGAGCAGCGAUGCCUUAUCUCUACCCUUAGCCCCCAAGGUCAAGCUAAUGUUCCUGGGGGUCUUCCUGAAAAUGGGGUUGAUAUCCAAGAGAUCUUAUUUGUACCUGUGCCCUUUAAACUUUCAGAUCUUUCUUGCUGUGACCGCUGAGCUGAACUGUGAACUGCUCUCCAAAGAGCAGAGAGCACGCAUAGCCGCUGUGUGCCCUGGCGUCAAAAGCGUGGAGGGUGAGGAUGGAAUUGCGAAGGUGUGUGGCAGCUUCAGAGAUAUUGAGAUGAUACAUCACUUUUUGAGCAUGCAGCUUUUGGAAAGUGAGCAGAAACAGAAGUACCCUCCACAAAAAUACCCCCCUUCUGAUGUGGAGAGAGAGCCACCCAACCAGCAAGACCGGGUCAGAGGCUUUUCCUCUUCGGAACCAAAAGCCAAGUUAGAAGUUUUUGAGAACUGUUUUGAAGUUUCUGUGCUUUUCCUUGAAUAUUUCAGACAUGCCUGUCCUGGUAGAAUACAGUCCAUAGAGAAAAAAUUUGGUGUGAACAUUGAAAUCCAAGAUAGUGCUCCCGACAUAGUCUCUGUACGCUUCACACCCAGGCAGUCAGACAACGUAAACUUAGAAGCAGCCUGUGAUUCUUUUGUGAAAGACUUUCAGAAGUGCAUCCAAGCUCUGAAGCAAGAUUGUGUCUCUUUAGAGGACCCUCAGAAAGCAAAGGAACUCAGACAGGAGUUGAGUCGCUGCUUUCCAAAGCUCCUGAUAAAGGGGCAGGGGGAAACGCUAACUCUCCUCGGCUCUCAAGCUGACAUUUCAGCUGCCACAGAAAAAGUCUCCCAAACUUCCCUCAAGACACCUGUGAAAAUAGUGGCGUCUGGUUACAGGAUGGGGAUUGAAGUUGAUUCGACUCACUUUAAGCUUCUAAAACCGGAAUUGCUCCAGGAAAUCUCAGAGAUAGAGCAGAAGUAUAACACCUGCAGCAAAAUCCAGGAGAAAGGCCAGAAAACCUGCAUCCUAUUUGACACCAAGGAUAAGGAGGUUGACCUGUCUGUGCACUCUUAUGCAAGUUUCACUGACGCCUUCCAACAUGCCACGUGCCAGCUAAGGACAGAAGUCCUGCCGCUGAAACACUUGGGCAAGGGGAAAGCUCACUUACAUAAGACCAAGUUUGUGGACGACUUAAAAAAAAAGCACCCCAGUGUACACUUCGUGAUAUCUCAAGAGUCAAUGACUUUCAUUGGUUUGCCGAAUCAGCUUGCGCAGGCAAAGCAGUAUGUCUUCAAAAGAGUGGGACUGCCCCCAUCGUCUGGAGAGAAAAUAAAUGGGGAUCAUGAAACACCCAUGGAUAUCGACAGGGAUGACUCCCAUUCAGCUUUACCUCCUCCCAGAGGCUCGGCCGAUAGCUCUGGGGCCUUGAAGGAGAAGAGCGUGGAAGAUGACUGUGCCAUCUGCAUGGAUACCAUUAGCAACAAGCGUGUGCUCCCUAAGUGCAAGCAUGAGUUCUGCACCCCCUGUAUCACCAGAGCCUUGUCAAUCAAGCCUGUCUGUCCUGUGUGUCAGACUUCCUACGGUAUCCAGAAAGGGAACCAGCCAGACGGAGGAACCAUGACUUUCAGCACGUUAAGACAUCCCCUUCCAGGUUAUGGGAACUGUGGCACAAUUGUGAUUCAGUAUACUAUGUCAGGGGGCAUCCAAACAAAGGAGCACCCAAACCCAGGAAAGCCCUAUCCUGGAACACAUCGAACAGCGUACUUGCCUGAUAAUGAAGAGGGAAGAAAGGUCUUGGAUCUGCUCCGGGAAGCCUUUCAAAAAAGGCUGAUUUUCACAAUAGGGUACUCUCGAGCAACAGGAGCCUCGGAUGUCAUUACAUGGAAUGACAUCCAUCACAAAACAUCCCCAUUUGGAGGGCCAGAAAAUUUUGGCUACCCUGAUCCUAAUUACCUGAAACGUGUCAAGGAGGAGCUGAAAGCGAAAGGAAUUGAGUAAGGAAAGCACUGAGAAGAUGUCUGUCCACUUUCCAAAGAAGUGUGUCAGGAGGUCGUAUUUGUACAGGCCUAAAUCUUUUCAGAAAACUAUAGCUUUUUUUGUGUUAAGUAGAUGUAGUUUCUAUAAAAGCAGAAAUCUGCUUGCCAGUCAUUUCUAGAGUGUUACUGUUUCAUGGAAGACAAAAUAUAAAGGGCAUGGGCUGGGGAGGUCAUCCAUAAGUUGUGAAGACAUGAGCUCAGAUCAGCAGCAGCCACGCAAAGGCUGGUAUGAUGACAUACGCUUAUAAUCUUAGCACUGGUGAGUGGAGAUGGGGGGAUUCCUGGAGCAUACUGGCCAGCUAGUCUAGCCCAAACCAUGAGCUCCAGGUUCACUGAGAGACCUUGUCUCAAGAAAUCGGGUGCAUGGGAGCAUGAUGGCACAUGCCUUUAAUGCCAGUACUCGGGAGGCAGAGGCAGGUGAUUUCUGUUAGUUCCAAGACAGCCUGGUCUACAUAGACCAAGUUCCAGGACAGCCAGGGCUACAUGGUAAGACCCUGUCUCAAAACAAACAAAAUAAAUAUGAGGUGGACAGAAAUAAAGACAACUAGCAUCACCCUCUGGCUGCCAUAUGCUCCACACACACAUAUGCACAUAUACACACACAGAGAAAAGUUUUAGAAAAGAAAAAGAUAAGGGAUUUCAAAUUUUUGCUGAGGAAGUCAGAUCUCAUUCUUGUGUUAUGGUUGGGAUGCUGACUAUUAUGAAACCAUCUUCUGUGUCUUUCACUUGAACCAUUGGCAACUAAUUGAACCUCUCCAGUUUUUUGUUUUGCUUGAGACAGGAUCUCACUGUGUAGCUCUUGAACUUGCCUUGCAGACCAGAUUGGUCUUGAAGUUAGAUCUGCCUGCAUCAGCCUCCUGAAUGCUAGGAUUAAAGACAUGUGCUAUAUGCCCAGUUAUAUUUGUUUGUUUGGGGGUUUUUGUUGUUGCUUUUUAUUUUUGAUUGGUUUGGUUUUGGUGUUGGGAUUUAAACCCAAGAUCGAUAAGUUCCAUCCCUAGACCUUUGAUCCUAUUCCAUGGCCAUCUCUAGUAGUACAUUAGUUGUUUGCUUUUUAAUCCCUGCCUGGACAAGUAAAACCCUCGUGUAAAUGGGAAAUUUAAAAACAGGAUUGCCUGGAGAAGACCACACUUCCUUCCCUACCCACAGCAAGAAACGUGUCCAGGAGAUCAGGCAACUUUUGAUAAUAAAUAGAACAAGAAGAGUCUUGUUUCUCAGGAUACUGAGCCUAGUGGACAGUUGGUGUUUAAUGUGUGUUUGUGGCCUCACUCAGGUAGCUAGUAGCUCAGCAAAGGGAUGCGCACAUGAAAAGAUUUGCUCCUCAGAUCACUGGCAAAAGCAGGACUGGGAACCUUGGCAUUCAUUUGGCAAACAGUUUCUUACUCCAACAGGUAUUGGUUAGACUCUGGCCAGGCCUUUAUCAUAGGCGCUACCCUUCACCGAUCCUUGGAGUCCGCCCUAAAGGGUGCCCUUGUCUUGCCACAGAAGUGCAACGUGUUUUUCACAUUUUACCCCAACGUUAUGUUGUAAGUUUUGAAUAUAUUCUGUUUCAAUUUUAACAGAUAAAUAACCGUGCCUUAGCAUUUUCUAAUAACUGCUACCUGAAAUGUAGUAAUUUUUUGUUUUGUUUUUUUUUUUGGGGGGGGGUGUUUGUUUUUUGUUUUUUGGUUUUUCGAAGUUUUUUGUUUCUUAAUUCUUUGACUGAAUCCCACCAAUUUGUGUUAUCUCUCUCAUGGUUUUUUUAGUCCUUUCCCUGGACAUGAGUGAAGGAGAGAAUUAAACCUACUUUAGAGUCUGUAUGGCAUGUCACAGUACACUGUAAGUGGUCCUCCAAAACAGAAGAAAAUAGUACACAGUGAUCUGGUGAUCUGUGUUACAACUGCUCUCCAAAAUGGUAGAUGACCUGUCUUGAACUUUUCCUUAAGACACACAUAAAAAACAUUUUGGCCAGAUAAUAAUAGCAAGCAUUUAUUGAGUACUUAUUCUGAACAUACUUUACAUUGAUGUGAUCAAUACAAUUUGUAGCUGUAGUCUUUGAACCGAAAAUUGAUGUGCAGAGUAUCGGUCAGUCACCAAAGGUAACAUAAUUAAGUGGAAGUGGUAACUUUUACCUCAGUCUCAGUUUUUGGUUUUUUUGUUUUGUUUUUUGUUUUUUGAGACAGGGUCUCAUGUCGCCCAGACUGGCCUCUUCCUAUGUAGCCAAGGCUGUUCUUGAACUCUGUCCUUCUUGUCUUACCUCCUACCCAAGUUCUUGCAUAUAUCCUAGGCUGAUCUUUGUUGCUGGUUUUUCUUUUGCUCUUUGGGGGGCCCAUCACCCAGCUCCCAGAUAAUCACAUAGAGAUUUACUCUUUCUUAUGAGUGCCCAGUCUUAGCUUGGCUUAUUUCUAGCCAGCUUUUCUUAAAUUACCUUGUCUACCUCUUGCCUCUGGGCUUUUACCUUUUUCUAUUUUUGUAUAUCUUUUCUUUCCUUCUUAUUCUGUGUCUGGCCAUGUGUCUGGGUGUCUGGCCCCUGACAUCCUCCUCUCCUUCUCCUUUUCUCACUCCCUGAUCUCUCUUCCCAGAUUUCUCCUCCUGUUUAUUCUCUCUGCCUGGCAACCCCACCUAUCCUUUCUUCUGCCUCGCUGUUGGCCGCUCAGCUCUUUAUUAGACCAAUGAGGUGUUUUAGACAGGCAAAGUAACGCAGCUUCUCAGAGUUAAACGAAUGCAACAUAGAAGAAUGCAAUACAUCUUUGCAUCAUUAAACAAAUGUUCUCCAGCAUAAAUGAAUGUAAUACAUCUUCAACAAUUAUUCCACAACAAAUCUCUCAGGAUCUGCCUUCCUGAGCCUCCCGAGUAUACGGAUGCACCACUAUGCCUCACUUGGACAUCCAGCUUAGACCUUCUACUGUUGAGGAUUCACCACGUUUUUUUUAUCAUUAAGACUAACUGAUCAUUUUCUGUCUUAUAAUCUAGUAGUUAAAUUUACUCCAAAGAAGCAAAAAGUUGGUUUUUGUUAAGUUCUGGAUCUUGCAUUUCAUCACAUGUGCAGAGGCAAAUUCCAUAUGGUGUGAGUGCUUAAUGGCGUUUGGAUUUCUGCUUUUGCAAGGUGUUAUUAUCUGCCUUAAAUAAACUAGAUCCUUAUUUACAACA